Molecule: messenger RNA, 987 nt
Organism: Oryzias latipes (Japanese medaka)
Lineage: Eukaryota; Metazoa; Chordata; Actinopteri; Beloniformes; Adrianichthyidae
Source: RefSeq, a predicted model, not a curated record
GGAAACAUGUUUGGAUUCCUAUUUUUAGCUUGACUUUCAUCAUUGGAUUGAUUUGAAACACAUGCAGAAGUUGAAGAUGGAUUUAGAUGAUCAACUGGAUGUCAAAGCAGAAUGAAGCAGACGUCAAACAUGUUGGGAUCAUAUGUGAUGAAGAUGAAUGUUGAUGUUUCCAGAUGAUGAUGAGCUUCUCCUGCUGAGUCCUGUCCAUCCUGUGACUGAGGGACAUUCUGUUACUCUUGGCUGCAAGUUGAGGACAGAAAAUCUUCUUUCUAAAGUGUUUUUCUAUCAAAAUGACACAAUCAUCCAAAGUGAGAGCAGAGUGGAGAUGGUCAUCCCUGCAGUGUCAAAGUCUCAUGAAGGCUUCUACAAGUGUCAAUCCUCAGGAAAAGAAUCACCACAGAGCUGGUUGGCAGUAACAUCUACAUCCAGACGUGACAGCUCCUCAUUUCCUGUCUUGGUUGUUGCUCUAACUUCUGUAGUUUUGGUCAUUUUUCUAUUCAUGAUGUGGUUUCUCUACAAAAGAUCAAGAGAUUCAGACAUCAUCAGCAGCUCUCAGGACAACAACCAGAGCUCUGCUGCAGACCACAGAGAAGCUCAGCACAGAAAUGACUCCAUGCUCCUCCAUGGUGGUUCUUCUCUGUUUGAAUCACACAAAGGUCCUGAGGAGAUUCAAACUGAUCCAGAAGAUGAAAACAAAGGUGAAUCCAGGAAGGUUACAUAUUCUUCAAUCAAUCUUAAAACCGUCACUAAGAAAAAAAAGAGACAGAAAGCAGCAGAGGAGACAGUUUACUCUGAUGUGAAGACAGGAGCGUCUGCAGAUGGCAGUCAGCUGUAUGCACAGAUCAUGAAGAAAAACAAAGGAAAAUGGUCUCAUUCAGCUGAUGAGAUGCUUUACUCUGAAGUUCAAUGAGGACAAACACUUGAUCCACAGAGCCAGCAGCAUCCAUCAAUGUGAUGAACAAACGUCUCACCUGUAGGUGGCGCUGC